Messenger RNA from Aphis gossypii (cotton aphid), 885 nucleotides. RefSeq lists its product as uncharacterized. The record is from RefSeq and is a predicted model, not a curated record. Lineage: Eukaryota; Metazoa; Arthropoda; Insecta; Hemiptera; Aphididae. The transcript has 3 exons. The coding region runs from base 1 to 885 and encodes 294 amino acids.
AUGCUUAAAAAUGAAGUACAACGGUGGAAGUGCACAAAUAAAAAUUGCAAAAGUUUUUUAAAGCUCGAUGAUCUAAAAAAUAUGAUUUCUGAACCAACAUCGCAUAAUCACGAUUCAAAUGAACCAGCACACCUUAAACGACAACAAUUAAGCAACGGACUAAAGCGAAAAGCUAUUACAGAUAUAUCAAUAAAACCAUCAAAACUUAUUUGUACUGAACUUAGUGGCGGAUGCAUUACUUCUACUGCCGGAGAUAUUAACCUAGUACGUAAAAAUAUAUACAAUGCUCGGAGAACUAUUUUGCCAAAAAUUCCGACAAAUUCUGAAGAGGUACAUAACAUGUUACAACAAAACCAAAUAUUUACAGCUGAAAAAGAAAAUUUUGUUAUGGUAAACGAUAAGCAAACAAAUAUUAUAUUAUUUUCAUGUGAAAAAAAUUUAAGAUUUCUAAGUAACCUUAAAACAAUAUAUGUCGAUGGGACUUUUCAAUAUUGCCCAAAAUUUUUUCUACAAAUGUUUACAAUACAUGGUCUGAUAAAUGAUUAUUACAUUCCAUUGGCAUUUUUUUUACUGCCUAACAAAGAAAGUAAAACGUACGAAAAAGCGUUUACGUAUUUGAAUGAAUCGUGCUCAAAAUAUAAUGCUACCUUUGCUCCUGAUACUGUGUUCGUUGAUUUUGAAAUUGCAAUUCAUAAAGCUGUGUGUACUGUGUGGACAGAAGCGGAAAUAAAAGGUUGUCGUUUCCAUCUGGGACAAUCGUGGUGGCGAAAAAUACAAAAUCUUGGAUUGGCCAAUGAAUAUAAGAAUAAAUCAGAAAUAGGUUUAUUUCUUAGAAUUUGUUUUGGACUGCCAUUUUUACCUCCAGAAAUGUCUAACCGAUCUUAA